AUGAUGGAUACAUUUAUCUCCGUGUUGACAAACAUGUGUAUACGAUUUUAGAAGAUAAUUUUUAAUUGUUACAUUAUCACGAAUUACUUUCUUAAUGCAGAUCAAAUAACACAUAAACAUGGGUGCAUUAUUUGGAAAGUCAAAGAAGAAAGAGGAAUCUAGGAUAACGGAACAGGACAAGGCUGUUUUGCAACUGAAGCAGCAGCGAGACAAGCUGAAGCAGUACCAGAAAAAGAUCACUGUUCAGCUGGAAAAGGAACGACUGUUGGCAAAAUCGCUGCUGAGCAGUGGCAAGAGAGAAAAGGCGCUGCUACUGCUGAAGAAGAAACGAUACCAGGAGAACCUGAUGUCGAAGACGGACUCACAGAUCGACAACAUCGAGCGAAUGGUUCAAGAUUUGGAGUUCGCACAGAUAGAAGUGCAGGUAGUGGAAGGGCUGAAAACUGGCAAUGACGCAUUAAAGACGUUACAUCGGUUGAUGUCGCUAGAAGACGUUGAGAAGAUCAUGGACGAAGCACAGGAAGGCAUUGAAUACCAGAGGGAGAUCGAUGAGUUGCUGUCCGGUUCUCUCACGGCAGAGGACAACGACGCCGUCCUCGCCGAACUAGACCAGAUCAUACAGGAGAGCUUGCCUGAGGCGGAGGAGCGUGAGGCGGAUGAAGUGCCCCAGCUACCCGGGGUUCCAACGCAAGAGCCCGAACGGAAGAAGAUCAAGGAACACAGGAAGCAGCCCGAGCUGGUGGCAGCGUCGUGAGGCAGCUAUGUGGGGAGGAGCAGGAGGAGAAGGAGGGACUCGUCACUCCUGUAAUACAGUUAUCAGGAGGGGGGCUGGAUAUGCACCACGUAGCGUCAUACAGGGAAGAGCGUGGAUGCAGACCGAGCGUGGGUUUACGCAGGGAUGGUAUGCGUGCAUGCCUAAUGACCACCAGUGCACAUAGGUAUCAGUCUGUGCACCUCUGAUGCUUGACAAACAUGCUCUGCGGCUUUACGUGCAGUUGUAGCUGACUUUCAUGUUGCUUUGUAGUGGUUAUACCCAAGGUGACCAACAAAACGUAUGGAUAGAUUGGAUAGAUUGGAUGAGUACUUAGCAACAGCAUAAAUAGUUAUAUCAUAAGUCUAAAAUGUCAACACUUUUCCACGACAUUUCUCUCAUAACGUUGAGAGAUUUUAGACUCUAUGAUAGUCGUAUGAUGGUCCCUGGUCAGCAGUGGCUGUUGUAAGCAGUCGGUAAGUUUUGUGCAUAACUUUCAUAGCGACUCACUAAAGAUGGCGACGUCGCGAAACGCUCAUUGUGUUGGUAUUUCACGCGUCACGAAUAUUGCUCUGCGAAUUAACAGUUGGCAGGAGUGCUAUCGGGCAACUCUUUGCCGUGUUUUUGUGUGCGUGCGCGUGCGCGUGUGCGUGCAGUGCAUGUGUGCGUGCGGUGCAUGUGUGUGUGCGUGCGUGCGUGCGUAUCCCAUGUAUAUAUGUCCUCUGUAGGGGGGUUAGCGGUUUUUACAAACGCCACCACCACAUCUAUACGCACGCUUGAACACGUUAAUUGUUAUAUGAAUGAUGUUGAUUGUUAAAAAAUCUGCAAUUUGCCUAAAGACAGAUGGGUUUGUAGGUUGGUGUGUGGUGCGAUUGUCUUUGGUAGAAUAUAUCAAAUUUAGAUGUCGCAGGAGUGAUGUUCUUGUGUGUGCGUGUGUGCGUGUGCGUGCGUGCGUGUGCGCGGGUGUGUGUGUGCGUGUGCGUGUGUGCGUGUAUGUGUGUGCGCGCGUGCGUGCGUGCGUGCGUGUUGGGAUUCGUAAGGUUCGUUGGGAAUCGUUCGCGCUCGGUGCUAUUCAUGUGAUUACUGUAAAACUUAAUUUCGUAUUUAUUGCGAGUGCGCUGCGACUGCCGCUGUGGCAGUGGGCGUGUUAUGCUGUACGUGAUCAUCAUUAAACCAUCAUUAAACUAUUAUAUAUAUUCUUUA
Molecule: messenger RNA, 1954 nt
Organism: Priapulus caudatus
Lineage: Eukaryota; Metazoa; Priapulida; Priapulimorpha; Priapulimorphida; Priapulidae
Product: charged multivesicular body protein 6-B-like
Exons: 8
Coding region: 119-754 (211 amino acids)
Biological process (GO): late endosome to vacuole transport via multivesicular body sorting pathway; vesicle budding from membrane
Cellular component (GO): multivesicular body; ESCRT III complex
Source: RefSeq, a predicted model, not a curated record